CACACCCUCAACUCAGAGAGAGAGAGAGAGAGAGUGAGACCUGCUGCACUGACAACAACCCCGUGCAGGAGACCCAGGAGCGCAUCAGAAGCAUCGCCACUGAAAUCCAUUCUUCAGCCAGCCUGACACACACAGGACACAGCAGGACUUACAGCAGGACCGGGAGCACAGCUCAGGAUGGCCGACAGUGAAGAUGCCAAGAGUGGUGAUGAGCGUCCCAAAUGGGAUAAUAAGGUCCAGUACCUGUUGACCUGCAUCGGCUUUGCUGUGGGUCUGGGUAAUGUGUGGAGAUUCCCAUACCUCUGUCAGGUCUAUGGUGGAGGUGCGUUCCUCAUUCCCUACCUGAUAGCGCUGGUGUUUGAGGGUCUUCCCCUCCUCUACCUGGAGUUGGCCAUCGGCCAGCGUCUACGCCUGGGUAGCAUCGGAGUGUGGAAUUCUAUAUCCCCGUACCUGGGAGGAGUAGGUGUGGCUUCUAUGAUCGUGUCCUUCCUGGUGGCUGUGUACUACAACACCAUCCUGGCCUGGGUCCUCUGGUACUUCUUCCACUCCUUCCAGAACCCUCUGCCCUGGAGUGAAUGCCCGGUCAACGAGGACCUCACAGGCUAUGUGCAGGAGUGUCUGGACAGUACUCCCGUUAAUUACUUCUGGUACCGGCAGACACUGAACGUGACGCCCAACAUUGAGACCAACGGGUCCCUCCAAUGGUGGCUCGUCUUGUGCUUGAUUACGGCCUGGUGUAUCGUCUACAUCUGUUUCAUCAGGGGGAUUGAAACCAUUGGCAAGGCGGUGUAUGUAACGGCCACAUUCCCAUACCUGGUGCUGACCAUCUUCCUGGUCCGUGCCUUGACACUUCCUGGAGCGACCGACGGCCUCAUCUACCUCUUCACACCAGACUGGAACCUGCUGCUGAACCCCCGAGUGUGGCUGGAUGCCGCAACUCAGAUCUUCUUCUCCCUGUCUCUGGCCUUCGGUGGCCUCAUAGCCUUCUCCAGCUACAACCCACAGAAAAAUAACUGUGAGAGAGAUGCUGUUCUGGUAGGAUGCAUUAACAGUGCCACUUCACUGUAUGCCUCCAUCUCAAUAUUCGCCAUACUGGGCUUCAAGGCAACCUCAAACUACAACACCUGUGUGCAAGGCAACAUCAUAGCACUCACCAAUGGCUUUGACGUUGCUGAUCAGAACAUAACCGUUGACAACUUUGACAGUUGGCUGGACAACCUGAACAAAACAGAUCCUGCUAAAGUCUCCUACUUGAAUCUGACCGAAUGCAACCUCCAGACAUUCCUGGAUGAGAGUGCAUCAGGAACAGGUCUGGCCUUCAUCGUCUUUACGGAGGCUGUGAUUUCAAUGCCGGGCUCUCAGGUGUGGGCAGUGCUCUUCUUCGUCAUGUUGUUCAGCCUGGGGCUCUCGUCUAUGUUUGGGAACAUGGAGGGGGUCCUUGCCCCUCUGCACGACCUCAAUCUGGUGCCCAAGUGGAUGCCCAAAGAACUCUUCACAGGCUGUAUUUUUGUGCUGUCGUGCCUGGUGAGUCUGAUCUUUACCAUGGACUCAGGAAACUACUGGCUGGAGAUUUUCAACAACUACGUGGGCUCCGUCUCCCUGCUUAUCAUCGCUUUCUUUGAGAUCAUCGGUGUAGUCUUCUUUCAUGGAAUGGGACGGUUCAGUGAUGACAUUGAGUUUAUGACGGGACGGCGUCCCAACCUGUUCUGGAAGGCGUGUUGGAUGUGCAUUAGUCCUCUGCUGCUGUUGGUCGUCUUUGUAGCCUACAUCAUAGUUCAGGUCCAGACAACACCCACCUACCCCACCUGGAACCCAGACUAUGUUGACUUCCCUGUAACGGACGUCCAGCCGUACCCCACCUGGGUAUUUGUCAUCUGUGUUCUCCUGGUAGCCAUUCCAGUAGGGCCCAUACCAAUAGUGGCCUUAUACAGAUUAAUCAAUAGGAAACUGCGCAGAACCGGGAGAACAGACACUAGCAGAACAUCAAAUCCAUAUGCCAACGAGGGCUUCAACAUGGACACGUAGACGGCAAUAGGGACAUGCGUGAUGAUAAUGAGACCAACAUUUGAUACUGUUUGAUACUGUUUCAAUCAAGAGAACUGUGCACUAGUUUUCUGUACUUUCUGUGAUCAGGAAAACCUUUGGAUAACUUAAUACACUUAAACUUAACAAUAAAUGAUCAAAUGUUUAAGCUUCUUGUUGAAGCUUUUCCUGAUGUAAAUAAAGAAUAUACAACUGCCAAAGAGAUCCCACAGCGGAAGAGUACUCUAAUGUUCAGGAGUGAAUACAGUGACAAAAUAGUGCAGUCUUCUGUUUAACUUUGUAGUCAUUCUAGCUCAGUAUAUUUUUUAUAUGUGGAAAUUCGAAAUGCUCAACAAUGUAAAAAUACAUUUUAGAUAUUGUAUUUGUAACAUACAUGUACUACUUGGUUUUCAUGCUAAGUAUUUAUUUCUCUUCUGGAAAUAAAAGUGCAUAGAACAUGGAAAAUCAGAAACCAUUUUGUUUUUUACAGAAACAUUAAUAAACAUCUUGUAACAGA
This is a messenger RNA of Alosa alosa (allis shad), 2539 nucleotides long. RefSeq names its product sodium-dependent neutral amino acid transporter B(0)AT3-like. The record is from RefSeq and is a predicted model, not a curated record. Gene Ontology annotation, biological process: sodium ion transmembrane transport. Gene Ontology annotation, cellular component: plasma membrane. Bases 178 to 2025 code for a protein of 615 amino acids. The transcript has 12 exons. NCBI's taxonomy places the organism in Eukaryota, Metazoa, Chordata, Actinopteri, Clupeiformes, Clupeidae.